Messenger RNA from Balaenoptera acutorostrata (minke whale), 10058 nucleotides. Its product is annotated as zinc finger protein 501-like. The record is from RefSeq and is a predicted model, not a curated record. Gene Ontology annotation, molecular function: DNA-binding transcription factor activity, RNA polymerase II-specific; RNA polymerase II cis-regulatory region sequence-specific DNA binding. The transcript has 3 exons. Lineage: Eukaryota; Metazoa; Chordata; Mammalia; Artiodactyla; Balaenopteridae. Gene Ontology annotation, biological process: regulation of transcription by RNA polymerase II. The coding region runs from base 132 to 1643 and encodes 503 amino acids.
CCCUGAAGGUACUGCGCCCAUUCCUCGGCGCCCCUGGACCAAUGAAGUCUCACUAAAGAGGCACUUCCGAGCUAUAGGACUGCGUCUGGGCGGCUUUUCCGGCGUCUGCCGUGGUCAUUUUGUAAACUCGGAUGUGUUCGAAGGUGGGGAAGUUCGCAACGCAGGGCCGGCCGGAGGUCAGGGAGCCCGGAAGGCGCUGUGCCUGCUGCUCUGAGCUUGGUCUGAGGCUCGGCGUGGUUGCCCUCUGGCCUGACUCUCUCUCGGGGCCGGGAGGGGCGCCUGUGCUCGGGCCCCACCUUCGCCCACAAACUCCUCUAGCGACGGCGACAGUGCAGAUGUGUCGGAUUCAGGGCCCUGUGACCUUUGAGGACGUGGCUGUGUACUUUUCCCAGGAGGAAUGGAAGCUUCUUGAUGAGGCCCAGAGACUCCUGUACCGCGAUGUGUUGCUGGAGACCUUUGCACUUGUUGCAUCAUUGGGUUGUUGGCAUGGAGCAGAGCACAAGGAGAUAACUUCUGAGCAUAAUGUUUCUGUAGAAGUGCCACGAAUAAAUACUUCAAAGACAGACCUGUCCAUCUGGAAGUCCUAUCCCUGGGAGAGGUGCUGCCUGGCCUUAGACAGUAGUUUGUGUGUAGCUGAAGACCUGGGAACAAUUCCUGGCCAGAAACUAUGUGUGUCAGGUGUGAAAUUUCACCAGCACAGUGGAGGGAAACUCUUUAAAAGAGACAUGGGUAAGGCCUUUAUGAGGAGCCACAUAGUCCAUGCAUCCAAGAACUCUUUCACAUGCCAGGAGGCUGGGAAGGAUUUCCCUGGUAGCUCUAGCCUUCUCCAGCACCAGGUCACUCCACAAAAGGACGCCAAGUAUGCAGAGGCCUUUCACAAUGGACAUAGCCUCUAUAAAUACUAUGUAUGUGAGAAAGCCUUCAGCUGGAAACACAAACUGGCUCAUCACCCGAGUGUCCACACUGGAAAGAGGCCUUAUGAAUGCAGUGAAUGUGGGAAAACCUUCAGCUUUAAAGGGAUACUUCUUAAGCACCAGAGAAUCCACACUGGAGAAAGGCCUUAUGAGUGCUGUGAGUGUGGGAAAGCCUUCAGCUGGAAAAGCUCGCUCAUUCAGCACCAGAGAGUCCACACCAGAGAAUGGCCUUAUAAGUGUAGCGAAUGUGGGAAAGCCUACAAACACAAAAAUUCACUUGUUAAGCACCAGAGAGUCCACACUGGAGAAUGGCCUUAUAAGUGCAGUGAAUGUGGGAAAGCCUUCAGACACAAAAAGUCACUUGUUCACCAGAGAGUCCACACUGGAGAAUGGCCUUAUAAGUGCAGUGAAUGUGGGAAAGCUUUCAGACACAAAAAGUCACUUGUUCAGCACCAGAGACUCCAUGUUGGAGAACUGCUUUAUAAGUGCUGUGAAUGUGGGAAAGCCUUUAUUUCUAAAGUAAACCUUUUUCGGCACCAGAGAGUCCACACUGGAGAAAGACCUUAUGAAUGCAGUGAAUGUGGGAAAACCUUCAUUUAUAAAGACAGUCUCGUUCGGCACUGGAGAGUCCACACUGGAGAAAGGCCUUAUGAGUGCAGUGAAUGUGGAAAAGCCUUUAGUCGCAAAGACUCACUUGUUAAGCACCAGAGAGUCCACAAUGGAAAGUAGCCUUAUAAGUGUAUUGAAUGUGGGAAAACAUUUUUUUUUUAAUAUUUAUUGAUUGGUUGAUUGAUUUAGCUGUGCUGGGUCUUAGUUGCGGCACCUGGGAUCUUUGAUCUUUGUUGCAGCAUGCAGGAUCUUUAGUUGCGGCAUCUUUAGUUGAAGCCCCUGGGAAAACUUUUAAAUAGCAACCCACUCACACUUGUUUGGCACCAGUGAAUUCACAUUGGAGAAAGGCCUUAUGAGCGCAGUGAAAGGAGAAGUUCUUUAGCCAAAGCUCCAACCUUAUUGUACACCAGAGAAUUCACACUGGAGCAAAGACUUAUAAGGGCAGUGAGUGUGGGAAGUGAUUUAGCCAAACUACUCUCGUUUUGCACAAGAGAGUUUACAGUGGGGAAAGGCCUUAUAAGUGCAUUGAAUAUGGGAAACAUUUUAGUCAAUACUCCACUGUCAUUAAGCACCAGAGUUCACACUGGAGAAAAACCAUAUGAGUGCACUGUAUGUGGAGGAUUCUUCAGCCAAAACUCCCAACUUACUCAACACCAAAAAGCUCAUGCUACAGAAAGGCAUCACCAGUACAGCAAAUGUGGAACAUUUUUCUGUCAGAGUCUGCUCUGACUGAGCACCAGAAACUUAACAGGCCAGAUGGAUCCUGUGAGCACAGUGAACGUAAGAAAGCUUUCAGCAGAAGGUCUAACCUCAUUCGUCACCAGAAACUUCCUACUGGAGAAAGGCCUUCAAAUGAGAUGAGGAGAGCUUUGAAUGAGCUGUCUCCUUAGUUAGUACAUCAUACUGAAUAGGCUCUGUGAGGGAGUCAUCAACUGGAAGUUGAAUGCCCUACAUCUAAACAGCCCUAGUGUGCAGAUUGCCUGUGAGUACCAGGUUCAUAGGAAGCUUUUAAAGAGCUAUGCUCUACUUCUAACCUGUGCAGGGCCCUUGCCAUACUUAAUGUCACUGUGAGUUUCUUAUCUCUAAGAAAGAUCCCAAUACUGGGAAUCAGUCAUCUCAGUGUGAUCAGGGUAGGUCAGCUUUUGUGCUCUCCUAUCCCUUGUAGAAAAGCAUGGAGACCCUGAGCACUUGGGUUUUGUCAUUCUCUUAGUUCCUGUCAACUGCCUAUGACAGGACCAAAGCAGCUUUGAUCAUGGGGAUCCUGUCCAGUUUCUCCUGGUGGCUCACAGUGGUUUGCCUUCUUUGGUGGCAUUGUCUAAUACCAUGCUAAUGGUGGAUUUUAUUUAAGUCCAAGUCACCCUGUUUGGGAAUUAUCUGCCUCCGUUUUUCUGCUCUAUGCCAUAAUAAAGACUAUUAUUUAAGCCACCUUUCAUCUUGGGGUUUGUUCACUGUUAGACUGAUGUUGAGAACCAAAUUGGACUGUCAGGAUGAAGAGGAACAGGUUUUGUGGGUGUUCCAAAGUUUGUAUACCUCACUGUGGAUAGUAUCAUGGCGGAGAAUAGUUUCCACUAAUUUGAAUUGUUGUUGAAGGCCUCCUGGGGUAGACUGCAGGGCUCUGUGGGACUAAUGUUGUGACCUGGAUGUCAGAAGUUUUGGUGGGCACCAAGAUCACCCUGCGAUGAGGACAGUUGUGAGAACCACCAGUGAUUUUUGGAGCAGUAUGAAUGGUUCUCUUUUUCACAUGGGAUGUCACAUCAUGCCUCCAGUACUGUUCAAGAGAAGAAGUUCUCUAGGUCCAGCUGGAAAAGAGCCGUGUGCCAUUAUGUCCACGUGUGCUAUGAUGUCCGCAAUGUGGUAGCUGGUGUUCCUGAGUGUUAGAUUACAGAUAUCAGGAAGGAACCAUAUUUGGUACAGAAACACUCUGGGAAUUAAUAGGGUGUGAGAGACUAGCAACAAGAAGGGAUGAGCCUUUUCUAAAGCUGCAUCCACGAAUGUUCCCAUGACUAUGGCUGUUUAGGAUAAGGUUUUUGCAGAAAUUCUCAGGAGCUACAGAGCUAUUUCUCUCCCCUGAGCCCCCAGUCUGUGUCAGACUGAAUAACGUAAAGGUUGUAGGAUUCCCGUAGCGUCUGCAAAUUUUUUAUCUGAAGCCCAUUGCUGCACAGUGAAAACAAUGGGGAAUGAGAGUAGAAAUCAUGUAGUUCAGGCAUGUGAAUUUUAGAACCCAGGCAGAGUUCCUGGAUAGCUUAAGUGGAAACACGUUUUAUUGCUCGCCAGUCUUCAUUGCUGCUGUGACAGAAUCCCCUCAUGAGAGUAGGAGAGGUGAUGGAAUUGAGCUGUGGUUGCCACAGUUCUACUGAAAAGAGAUUCAGAAAAGAGGUUCAGAUUUUUAUGUGAAACCAAUUCCUAUUAAAAUUUAGUUGAGCUGUAUAGUUUGUGUGCAUUGAAAUAAACAUACCUAAAAUGUACAGCUUGGUAAAUUUUAAUACUUCUAAAGCCGUGGAAUCAUCAUCAUAAUAACAAACAUCCAUCAUUCCCAUAUCAACUUCUGACAUCUCUCCCAGGGCUCUCAGGUAGCUAGUAUUGAUUUACUUUUUUUUUUUUUUUUUCCAGCUAUGCUGCACAGUUUGCGUGAUCUUAGUUCCCCAACCAGGGAUUACACCUUGGCUGUGGCAGUGAAAGCACAGAUUUCCAAUCCCUGGACUGCCAGAGAAGUCCUUUGAUUUACUUUUUUCCCAUUCAAUUAGCUAGUGUUUUCUAGACUUUUAAUAUCACUGUGAUCUUAAUGUUUACUUUUGUAUUUGUUUUCUUCUUUCACAAUGCAUAAUUAUAUUGAGAAUCAUCUAAUUUGUCUCCAUGAAGAGACCAUUUUUUUAAUAUCUGAAAAAUGUACUGUUUAGAUAUACCACAAUUUGACUGUUUAUCCAUCUCUCUGUUAAAGGAUGAGGUUUUGUGGUUUGUUUCCAGUUUGGCUAUCACAGAUAAGCUUACUAUGAACGUGUACAUAAAAUUCUUUAUAUGAACAUAGGGAUUCGUAUUCUAAAGUGAAUGACUGUACCCAUUUGCAUUCCCAUCGACAGUAUGGGAGCAUUCCAGUUCCCCUAUAUUCCUCACCAGAACUAGGUUGGUAUGGUCAGUAUUUUUAAUAUUAUCUGUUUUUAAAGUGUGGAGAUGUAUCUCACUGUGAUCUGAUUGCAUUUCCCUAGUGAUUCAUGAUGUUGAACAUUUUUGUGUUCAUUUGCCAGGUGUAUGUCUUCUUUUUAGUAAGUAAGAAGACAAUAAAUGUGUUGGAACUUGACUUUUCUUCAGUGACUUUGCUGGGUGGAAUAAAUGUUUCUAUUCACGACAUUACUCACCAUGUGUAGUCCUCAUUAUUAGCAUAGUCUCCAUUACUUUAAGUCUAGACAGUUAGUAAAAAGAAAAAAAACCCAGCCAACCCUUGAUUGUUGCGUUUGCCAGUUUCCCUGGUAUAAAUGCUCCAACUCUGGGCAGUUUCAAGCUGUUAAUAUGAGGUUUUUACCAAACCAGAGUCAGAGCAAGCCAAGUGAAACCUCUGAGCUUCCCACAGUGAGACCAUGGGUAAUGCUUCCUUUCCUGGUUUCCUGGCAUGUGUGUCGUUGCUGCCAGGGCUGGGCUCUGUGCACUGUAUUCCUUCUCUCCCAGCAGUCCCAUCCCUGCUGCUCUGAGGUCUUGUAAGACAGGGCUCAGGAGUCAGAAAUCUUGAUGUUUGUGUGAAAGAUCCCACCAGCCUUCCCUGUCCGUGGUUGGGUGACUCUGUCCAGCAGCAUGGAACCUCGGUGUCCCAGGCCUUCCACUGUCUUUUGCUGACAGAAUUUGGGGCCUGCUUAUGCCAGGAUGUUCACAUGCUGACCUGGUCACUACUUGAGGAGACCACUGGCUUGUUUCUUUUAAGACCUUCCUUUAAUGUCCUUAUAAUUUUAGAAUGUGUGAUCUCAUGGGACGGGGCCCACUCCCUUUCCCUGUUUUUCUUCUUUGACUGGCCUCCUCAGGCCCAGGUGGUUGCUCACCUUGAGCAAUAGGAGGGCCCUGGGUGCCUGAGAGGGUGGAUGUUUUUCCUGUAGCAUCAAGGGAGGCUGAAAGGAAUGUGGCCCUUGUGUAUGGGGGUGAGGAAAUGGUGAGGUAUCAGAGCUGGGUUCCCAUCACACCAGGCCUGUGUCCUAUAUCCACCAGUGUGUGGUACCAGCGACAGAGUCCAAGAGUUUCUACCUUUACUUUCCUGUUGAUGUUUUUUGUUUUGUUUUGUUUUAUAAGUUUAUUUUAUUUUACUUAUUUUUGGCUGUGUUGUGUCUUCGCUGCUGCGUGCGGGCUUUCUCUAGUUGCGGUGAGUGGGGGCUACUCUUCGUUGCAAUGCACAGGCUUCGCAUUGUGGUGGCUUCUCAUUGCAGAGCAUGGGCUCUAGGCACGCAGGCUUCAGUAGUUGUGGCAUGCGGGCUCAGUAGUUGUGGCUCACGGGCUCUAGAGCACAGGCUCAGUAGUUGUGGCGCAUGGGCUUAGUUGCUCCGCGGCAUGUGGGAUCUUCCCGGACCAGGGAUCGAACCCGUGUCCCCUGCAUUGACAGGCAGGUUCUCAACCACUGCACCACCAGGGAAGUCCGCUGUUGAUGUUUUGACUCUUCACUUCUGGCUCUGGUUCUCACCCAUUCCCUUCCACUGCUCCCUUUGCAGUGCUGUCAACAUUGACCUGCACUUAAAGUGUUGGGAUAUGUGCAUGUGUCCUUAAAUACUCCUUGUAGCCCAGCUGCUGUGAUGCAUUCAGACAUUCUGGGUCUGGACACCGCCUUCUACUCAUUGCUCACCAGUCACCAGUAGCCAGGCUUUGUUGAAAGGUAAGUUGAAGACCCUUCCUCGUGUUCUUACCCAUCGUCUGUGCUCUGCCAUCAGAUGAGCUUCUCAGGCUCAGCUUUGCACAGCAGGCCUUCCUCACACAGGCUCUGGCCCCACGCAUCUCAGCAAUCUUAAGGACUUACUGCUGAGUGUGUCUGAGACACAUUUCUGCUGGGGCCACGUUUAUUGGCAUCUCUCUCCUUCCAGCUUGUCGACACGGAGCCCAGGAUGAGGAGGCGCUUUCAGAGCAAGGUGAUGCAGUUAUAGAGUCACAGGUCAAGACUCCAAAGCCAGGUCCAUCCAUCCAGAAGUCUCAUUCUUUUUUUUUUUUAAUUAAUUAAUUUAUCUUUUUAUUUUUGGCUGCAUCGGGUAUUCGUUGCUGCGCAUGGGCUGUCUCUAGUUGCAACACUCAGGGGCUACUCUUCAUUGUGGUGGCUUCUCUUGUUGUGGAGCAUGGGCUCUAGGCACAUGGGCUUCAUUAGUUGUGGCAUCCGGGCUCAGUAGUUGUGGCUCGUGGGCUUAGUGGCUCCACGGCAUGUGGGAUCUUCCUGGACCAGGGCUUGAACCCAUGUCCCCUGCAUUAGCAGGCGGAUUCUUAACCACUGCAUCCCUAGGGAAGUCCCAGAAGUCUCAUUCUUAAUGUGAUGUGUGGCCCACUCUUGAAAGACAUUUUGCGCCUGGCUGAGUAUGAUGGGACACACCCCGAGCAAGAGGUGUAAAUGUGUGUGGUGAGUCUUUCCCAGCACCAAAAGGAGCCGAGUAGGAAGAAACUCCCCAGAUGGGAUGAAGGGAGGACUUCAUUGGUGAAGAACUGCAGCCUUCAUGUGGCAGAAAGGACCUUGACGUGCUGAACAGGAGAGAAGGACUUUCCGGCCAGUUCAGGCCUUCUCCAGAACCAGGCCCCUCACAUGAGGGAAGCCACACAGCGACAUGGGGGGCAGGGAGACCUUUGAAAGUGGACAGAAUGAUUACAAGUGCAGUGAAUGUGGUAAAACCUUUAGCCAUGAACACAUACUUGUUGAGCACCAGAAAAACCAUUGCAGCGAAAGUGGGAAGACUUUCAUCAGACCGUUCCACGUGGUUCAGCACCAGAAAAUCCACAUUGAAACGAGGCUAUAUGAGCACCUUGGAUGUGGAGGGUUCUUUACACAAAGAUCUGGCUUCAUUGAACACCAGAGAGCUCACACUAGGCCAAUGCCUUAUGAGUGCAGCCAGUGUGGGAAGUGCGUUAAAAGACCACUUCACGCUCGUUCAUCAGAGAGUUCACAUGGGAGAAAAGCCAUAUAAACGCAGUGAAUGUGGGAAAAGUCUGAUUUAGCACGGGGAAGUACUGCUCUGCAGGUGUUUAAAUUUUUUUUAAUUGUGAUUAAAUGCCUGUAACAUAGCAUUUACAGUCUUAACCAUAUUUAACUGUAAGUUCAUCAGUAAUAAUACAUUCACCUUUUGUGCAAAUAUUCAGAAGUCUUUUCAUCUUAUAAAACUGAAACUAAAUCCAUUAGACAGCAACUCCUCAUCCCCCUUCUCUUAUCCCCUGACAACAGCUAUUCUACUUUCUGUCUAUGAAUUUGUCCACUCUGGGUACCUUACAUAAGAGUCAUAAAGUUUUUCUCCUCUUGUGGCUGGCUUAUUUCACUGAAGACAAUGUCCUCAAGGUUCAUCUGCGUCCUAGCAUGUGUCAGAAUUUCCGCCCUUUUUGAGUGAGUAGUACUCCAUUUUAUGUAUAUGCUACUUUUUCUGUAUCCCUUCAUCAGUGGGGUCUUAGGUUGCUUUCACUAUUUGGCUAUUGCGUAUAAUGCUGUUGUAAGCACAAUUGCACAAAUGUUUCUUUGAGGCCCUGGUUUCUGUCCUUUUUAUGUAUGUUUCCAGAUGUAGAAUUGUUGGAUCAUUAUUUCAAUAUGUAAAUUUCUUGAGGAACUGAGGGGCUGUUUCCAUAGUAGCUGUACCAUUUUACACCAGUACAGCUUGAAGCUUAUAUCAUGUAAGGUGCAGGUGCAACUUCAUUCUUUUAUGUAUGGAUAUCUAGUUUUUUCAACACCACCUGCUGAAAAAACUCAUUUCUCUUUGAAUGGUCUCUGCACCCUUUUAAAACAUCUGAGCAUGUAUGUGAAGGUUUGUUUCUGUGCUUUUAUUCCAUUCUCCUAUAUGUGUGUGUAUGUCAAUACCACAGCAUUUUGAUAUAUACUUUUUAAGUUUUUGAAAGUGGUUUGACUCAGUUUUGAAGCCCUGGCAGGAGAAGGACUGUCCUUUCCCCUUCUAGAACAGCUGAUGAAGCCCACAACCCCAACCAAUUUCCUUAUCAGGCUCUCAUACUCUGGACUACCAGACACCAAGGUGUCAGACAUUUAGUGAUAGCCCCUAUGUUCUGGAACCCAUACAAUUGUUCAAAAUAGGCAAGCCACAGAAAGCUCAUGAAACCUAGCUAAUCCCAUCACUCUUGCCACAUAUAAACUGCCCACCACAGCUCCAGCUUGCUGUUAAUCCUGUCCCUGGGCUCAGCCCUCUUUGUUGCCCUGUCUAAUGUCUUUCUCUCAUUCUGAGCUGUAAGUAACAAACAGUUCUGUCUUUCAUGUAUCCCAGUGUCAUUGUGCUAUGUGUUCCACCAUCAAGAACCUUUUGAUCUUACAGAACAACUCCACACCCAGCAGGGUAUUAUGAGUAUGGCAGAUGUUGGACAGUCUUUAGCCACUAGUCUGUCUCCAUUCGGCACCAGGAAGCUCACACUGGAGAAAGACGUUACACGUGCAGCCACUGUGCUCUUGGCUUUUUAACAUAAUAACAGAUGAAAGUUCUGGAGAUUAGCCCCUGCGAGGGAGAUAACCCCCAGAAACUGCAUCUCGUACAUCCGGACAUCCUCACUAGGGAGAUUCACGGUAAGGGCCAGGUUUGUGGGAAACUGGUGAACUCUUUUGCACUUUCCGACCUGCCUGGGGCUGUCACUGGAGUUCUGUCACUGCCCAUGUGUAUUAUAGAAGCCACUCUCCUGAUAUUAGCUGGCAGGGAGUAUGGUCACUAUAGUUAGUAAUACUGUAUUGCAUGUUUGAAACUUGCUAAGAGUAAAUCAUAAAAGUUCUCAACAUAAAAAACUUAUGUAACUAUGAGGAAAACGUGAAGUGGACCUAUUGUGGUGAUCAUUUUGCAGUAUAAACCAAUACUGAAUCAUUAUGUUAUACAUCUGAAACUAAUAAAUGUUAUAUGUUAAUUAUAUCUCAAUUUUUUUAGAAAGCAGGGAGAACAGGUUGCUGUAGUCUCUUGCUUUUUCUGGAGUAUUCGCCAGCCAUUUGAGCCCUUUGGUGAGACCUCAUGCCCACCCCUUUGAUUUGUUCAGGUGUGGACAUCACCCACUUUGGACAGAGGACUCCAUCUGCUGUUGGCUGGCGGCUUACAGAGGUUUCUCUUGUUUCAGGGUCAUUAUUGAUUGUCUUAUAACAUUCUUGACAGAUUUUUUCGAGCCUCCAUUUUACCCACCCUAGUAACUGCUGGCUCACCUUGCUGGUUUUUGCAGUAAAGUUAUUAUUGGGUGUUUUUCUUUGUUUUUUUCUUUUUUAUUGAAGUACAGUUGAUUUGCAAUGUUGUGUUUAUUACUGGUAUACAGCAAAGUGAUUCAGAUAUAUGUAUAUUUUUUUCAAAUAUUUUUUUCCACAUGGUUUAUCAUAGGAUUUUUUUUAAUAAAUAAAUAAAUUUAUUUAUUUAUUUA